AUGGGAUCGGGCGAUUUGAAUCUACUGAAGUCUUGGAAUCCAAAACUAGUCAAAAAUAGAAAGAAAGUUUGGGAAAAUGAACAACAGUUAUUAAUUGAAGAAACUAAAUUACAGGAAAGGAAAAAAGAGAUUGAAAAGGAACGUCAAUUUAAUGAAUUGCUGGACGCCAAUAGAGAAGGUGAAUCAAAUAAAAAGAAGCAGACUGGAUUAGAGUGGAUGUACUCUCAUGAAUUUAAAGAUGAAAAGGAAGAUUACUUACUAGGGAAGAAAAAAUUAGAUGCAUCUGUCAUUAAAAGGCAAGAGGAAGAAGAAGAGGCAAAAGAUAAAGUUGUUUCUGAUACCUCUUCCAAAUCUAACAAGAAACAGAUAGAUUUUUCAUCAGAAGAUCCAAUGAGCAAACUAAAACAGGCUUAUAAGCAACAGAAAAGAAAAACUACAAUGACCUCCAAAAAACCCACAAAUAAGAUUGAAAAGGCUGCCUCAGGUACUAGAAAAGGCCCUAAUCCUUUUAUUAAGAAACAGCGAAAUACAAACAAUGGUUUAGAUUAUUAA
This is a messenger RNA of Naumovozyma castellii, 552 nucleotides long. RefSeq names its product U2-type spliceosomal complex subunit CWC25 (gene CWC25). The record is from RefSeq and is a predicted model, not a curated record. The coding region runs from base 1 to 552 and encodes 183 amino acids. The transcript has a single exon. Lineage: Eukaryota; Fungi; Ascomycota; Saccharomycetes; Saccharomycetales; Saccharomycetaceae.